UUUUUGUGAAUGGUAAGGCGGUACCUGGGACACAUGACAGAUCCCAGAAGCCGCCGGACCAAUCACAAAGCGCAAGUGCUUCUCGCUCAUGCGCACUGGGCACCCGGCUGUCAUGCCGAGCGCCAUUACAGAAGCCGGGAAGACAGCGCGCGGCUGGAUAGAGGAACAGGUAAGCUCAAACAAAAACUCUGCGGAAGUAAGAGCGGGUACCUGUCAUUCAGGUACCCGCUCCCCACCUCCCCAAAGGUCAGCAGUCAUCUGUACUGUCCGCAGUCUCUGGUCAUCCCUGUGCUGUCCGCAGUCUCUGGUCAUCCCUGUGCUGUCCGCAGUCUCUGGUCAUCGCUGUGCUGUCCGCAGUCUCUGGUC
Molecule: messenger RNA, 366 nt
Organism: Staurois parvus
Lineage: Eukaryota; Metazoa; Chordata; Amphibia; Anura; Ranidae
Source: the annotation of a GenBank genome assembly